Messenger RNA from Artibeus jamaicensis (Jamaican fruit-eating bat), 1861 nucleotides. RefSeq names its product gap junction protein beta 2 (gene GJB2). Lineage: Eukaryota; Metazoa; Chordata; Mammalia; Chiroptera; Phyllostomidae. Bases 160 to 840 code for a protein of 226 amino acids. The transcript is spliced from 2 exons. Gene Ontology annotation, biological process: cell communication. Gene Ontology annotation, cellular component: connexin complex. The record is from RefSeq and is a predicted model, not a curated record.
GAGCCUCAGGUGCCGCAGAGCACAGGUGUCCGGCUCUCCACCGAGCGCAGGCGUCCGAGGAGGAGCGCGGAGGCGGCCAGGCCGGACCACCCGGGCCCGCGAGCGCUCCCGCAGCCACCGGAGCCCACCUUCCCCGGCAGUGCGAACAACCCAGAGAGGAUGGAUUGGAGCACUUUGCAGACUAUUCUGGGGGGUGUCAAUAAACACUCCACCAGCAUUGGAAAAAUCUGGCUCACCGUCCUCUUCAUUUUUCGCAUCAUGAUCCUGGUAGUAGCUGCAAAGGAAGUGUGGGGAGAUGAGCAGGCUGACUUUAUCUGCAACACUCUGCAGCCUGGGUGCAAAAAUGUGUGCUAUGAUCACUACUUCCCUAUCUCUCACAUCCGGCUCUGGGCCCUUCAGCUGAUCUUUGUGUCCACACCAGCUCUCUUGGUGGCCAUGCAUGUGGCCUAUCGCAGACAUGAGAAGAAAAGGAAGUUCAUUAAGGGAGAGAUAAAGAGUGAAUUUAAAGACAUCGAAGAGAUCAAAAGCCAGAAGGUCCGAAUUGAAGGGUCGUUAUGGUGGACCUAUACCAGCAGCAUCUUCUUCCGGGUUGUCUUCGAAGCUGUCUUCAUGUAUGUCUUCUACAUCAUGUAUGAUGGGUUCUCCAUGCAGCGUCUGGUGAAAUGUAAUGCCUGGCCUUGUCCCAAUACAGUGGACUGCUUUGUUUCCAGGCCCACAGAAAAGACUGUCUUCACAGUGUUCAUGAUUGCAGUGUCUGGAAUUUGCAUACUGUUAAAUGUCACUGAAUUGUGUUAUUUGCUAAUCAGAUAUUUUUCUGGAAAGUCAAAAAAACCAGUUUAACACAUUACCCAGCUACUAGGUAAAAGAUGGAAGGAAAAGGAUGAGGCAACCUGUUCUUAGUUGUCAAGGCCAAGUCACCAUUAUCUCCCCAGGGUCAAGAUUUUCAUAUUAAACACAACCAUUUGAAAUUCCUGUAGCUCUCAGGUGAAACUCUAAAUGCUUCUGAUGGCACUCUUCUCUUUUAAAGCUAAAAAACAAAUGCUUGAUCCUAUGCCAAAAUUGAUUUUUACUCAAAUUAGUUCCAAUAAAACGCUGUGCUGGUAGGGUUAUUGGUGCAAAGUAAUUUCACAUUUUGAAGAAAGGGAAAUUACUUUGGCAAAGGAUAUUGCCCUUUGUUUCUAUUUCUUUGAGGAAAGGAGAGAAAUGCUGGGUCCUAAAGAGGACUCUGAGAAAGGUUGGCUGUUCCCCUGAGGGACGUUCCUUUUGCCAUUUCCACCUGAAUUAAAGGUAAGCCUAGAGAAUCUUGGUUCUUUUAUUCACUUUGGGAAUUCUCGUAACCAUGGACAAGGUUACCUAAUACUUCAAACUCCAUCAAACUUUUUGUUAAAUGAACACUGGGAAAUAUGUUCUUUCGAUCUAUAAGACAUUCUGAAAGCCAUUGUAUAUUACUACUAUUUCAAAGGCUCAGAUAGUGAUAUGUAAAUGCUGUGUAAUUAGGUACUGUCAUUGAGUUGAAAAUGUGGGCUCUUGGUUUUGAAGAAUUUUUAGGGCCACUACAUUAACUGUGCUGUGUAGUCCACAAAAGCAUUGCGGCCUCUCAUGGGAAGCCAACUGGACAUUCUCAGUGCGGGCUUGACAGCCAAUGGCCUCAUUUCACAACUUUGGAUGUAAUUUUGCAGGAGAAAUACAGAUAAUGUAUCAGCAGCUGCCACCGACUACAGGCUGGCUCCAGACCCCCUGUCUCCCUGCCAAUGCGUGCCUUCUCCACGACUGGUAAAGGGUGGAACACCAACUGGAAGAAGUUGCUUGGGACUAUUUUGUUGCCACGUAUGAAACAAAAUGGGUGGUAGUUACUAUUUUU